AUGGAUGUAGUUGUAGGAUUUCCUGCAACUAUAGUUAGUGUCAGUUGCCCUUUAUCAUCUGAUGAUUAUCAUGGAUAUGGAUUUUGGGGGUCUUGUAAUGGUUUGGUUUGUUUAACUUUCUGUGAUGCUAGAGAGAUCAAUCCUCCUAGCAUUGUUGUCAUCUGGAACCCGUCUAUCAACGAGUAUAAGAAGUUACCAAUAUCACCAAUUGAAAAAUCUAUUGCAUCUAAUUCAUGGAGAAGACUUGAGGAUAUCCAAUAUGAUCUUCAUAAACACUAUGUUACACCUGAAUUUUCUCGGGUGCCUAUUAAUGGAGCCCUUCACUGGAAAGCAUAUCGUGAACCAAGGGGAAAAAAAACUGAAGUAAUCCUUUCUUUUAAUGCAGAGAAAGAGAUAUCCGAAGAGAUCCAAAUGCCUAGCUUGUUUAAUGGAAUGUUUUGUACAACUUCGUGUGUAUUAAAAGAGUCUCUUUACUUGCUUGGUUAUGUUUCUCUCUUAUGGGUUGAGUUAUGGGAGUUGAAGGACCAUGUAGUGAAAGAUUCUCGGACUAGACUUUUCAACAUCGACAUACAUAAGCUUUUCGGGCAUGUUGCGCAUUUGACACCCUUGCGAUCUUUUGAGAAUGGUGAAAUUUUAUUUGGAAUGGAUAGGAAUAAUGCAUUUAAUGUGGUUUUAUAUGAUCCAGAGCAUGAAACAACUAGAGCUCUUCAGGUUUAUGAUGGUAUGAAAACAUACUCAUAUUGUCUUUAUGUCUGUAAGGAGAGCUUAGUUUCUCCCAACUCGGGUACUUACUUGACGCAAGCAGAAACAAAAGAUGAAGAAAGUGAUUCAGGAAAACUCUCGAAAGAGGAAGAUGGUUUUGAGGUAUAA
Messenger RNA from Papaver somniferum (opium poppy), 870 nucleotides. RefSeq lists its product as uncharacterized. Bases 1 to 870 code for a protein of 289 amino acids. The record is from RefSeq and is a predicted model, not a curated record. NCBI's taxonomy places the organism in Eukaryota, Viridiplantae, Streptophyta, Magnoliopsida, Ranunculales, Papaveraceae. The transcript has 2 exons.